CGGCGUUCGUUGCUCGGAGACGUGAGCAUCGCGAAGAGCAUGGGCGCGCCGACGCUGUGGGAGCAAGGGUACACCGGGGCUGGGGUGAAGAUGGCCGUCUUCGACACCGGUAUCGCCGAAGAUCAUCCGCACUUUCGGCACAUCGUCGAACGCACGAAUUGGACCAACGAAAACCAACUCCACGACGGGUUGGGACACGGGAGCUUCGUCGCGGGCGUCGUCGCGGGAACGUCGAAACAGUGCGCGGGAUUCGCGCCUGAUGCCCUCAUACACACGUUUCGCGUAUUCACGAACGAUCAAAACUCGUACACGUCGUGGUUUCUCGACGGGUUCAACUACGCCAUCGCCACGGGCGUGCACGUCUUAAAUCUUUCCAUCGGCGGGCCUGAUUACUUGGACCGCCCGUUCACGGACAAGAUCAACGAGAUCACGGCGGCGGGAAUCAUCAUGAUUAGCGCGAUAGGAAACGAUGGGCCGCUGUACGGAACGUUGAACAACCCGGCGGAUAACUUGGACAUCAUCGGCGUGGGCGGCAUCACCGACGCCGACGCCAUCGCGCACUUUAGUUCGCGCGGGAUGACCACGAUGGAGCUACCCAGUGGAUACGGCCGUGUGAAACCCGAUAUCGUGACGUAUGGCGACGGUAUCUGGGGAAGUAAGGUUGGCGAUGGCUGCCGCGCGCUUUCGGGGACGUCCGUCGCGUCGCCCGUCGCCGCGGGCGCGGCGGUGUUGCUCAGCUCCAUCAUACCCGAGAGCGAGCGAUGGUCGGUGUUAAAUCCAGCGGUGAUGAAACAGGCGCUCGUGGAAGGGGCGACGCGAAUACCGUUAGCACAUCGCUACGAGCAGGGGGCGGGGAAGCUGGAUUUGUUGAAAUCGGCGGAGAUUCUGAAGACGUACACGCCGCGCGCCUCGGUGAUUCCGGCGACGUUUGACUUGACGGAGUGCCCGUACGCGUGGCCGCACUGCAAACAAGGAAUCUACGCCACGAUGAUGCCGCUGAUGUUGAACGCGACCAUCGUUAACGGUCUCGGCACGCACGGGGAGAUUGUGAGCGGGCCCGAUUUCAUCCCGAACGACGGCGACUUGGGCGCGCACCUCGACGUUCGCUUUGCGUUUUCGGAGACGCUUUGGCCGUACUCUGGGUUCUUGGCGUUGUACGUGCGAGUCCAGGACGACGCGGCGACCAAGUCUGGCGUCGCGAGUGGGCGCGUGCGAUUCACCGUCGCUUCGUCGGGCGCGCGCGGAGAGACGAAAUUGCGCGUGUCGGAGGUUGAGAUGACGCUCAAGGUCAACGUCGUGCCGACGCCGAGUCGCGACAAGCGAUUGCUGUGGGACCAAUUUCACAACGUGCGGUAUCCACCGGGAUACAUUCCGAGAGAUAACAUCGACAUGAAGCAAGACGUUUUGGAUUGGCACGGCGAUCACCCGCACACGAACUUCCACCAAUGGUACGAUGAUCUGACGCGGGCGGGUUACUUUGUCGAAGUCUUGGGAUCGCCGUUCACGUGCUUUGACGCGAAGAAUUACGGGGCGCUACUGCUCAUCGAUCUCGAAGAGGAGUACGCGAGCGAUGAAAUCGCCAAACUCACUCGAGACGUUCGCGAAGAAGGAUUGGGGCUGGUCGUCUUCGCCGAUUGGUACGAUUUGACGACGAUGGAAAGCCUGAAAUUUUUCGACGACAACACGCACUACGAAUGGCACGCCGCCACGGGUGGAGCCAACGUGCCGGCUUUGAAUGAUCUUUUGAAAGACUUUGGCAUUCAGUUCGGGGGCGAGGUCACGGAAGAUAGCAUCGUUUUCGAUGACGACCAAGUCAUCGUCUCGAGCGGAACCCACAUCACGCGCGCGCCGGCGGGCGCGUAUUUGCACAGCGAACGCAUGACGCAGCGCGGCAAGGCGGAGGGCGAUUACGCAUUUUUAUCGCUCUUUGAGGCGGGUAAAGGAAGAAUCUUCGCGUUCGUCGACUCUAACUGCGUCGACAGCUCGCACAUGCGCGGUCAAUGCUUCGGUUUCGCGCGAAAAGGUGUCGAGUUCGCCGUCGGCGGUUCGUGCGCCGCCGCGCACUGCGACGAUCGAAAGCGUCUCGCCGAAUCGUGGUCGGACUCGAAGCCUCUUCCCUCGCGAAGAACAGACGUGGACUUUUCACGGUUUAGCACCGUUCUCGGAGGACACCCUGGGAACGAAGGUUCGAUGACGUGCGGCCCCAACGCUCCUUUGGACCGUCACGACGCCAAGGCGGCGUACAGCGAUCUUCCGGGGCGAUUGAAAGUGUCCGAGUCGGAGAAGACGUCUUUGAAGACGACCGUUCCACAGCGCCCGAUGAAGGAUUCACGCACGACGCUCGAUGUGAAAACAGAUUACGUCGCGACGGAUCGCGCGGACGACGGGUCGAACGUUCGAUAUUACGUCGUCGCCUUUGGCGUCGUCGCCGCGUUGCUGGCGCCGCGCGCGAGACGGCGCAGGGCGCGACGCGCGCGUCUUCGAGCGAGCGGCGGCGCGUCUUAG
This is a messenger RNA of Ostreococcus lucimarinus CCE9901, 2505 nucleotides long. RefSeq lists its product with no specific name. Gene Ontology annotation, cellular component: Golgi apparatus. Gene Ontology annotation, molecular function: serine-type endopeptidase activity. NCBI's taxonomy places the organism in Eukaryota, Viridiplantae, Chlorophyta, Mamiellophyceae, Mamiellales, Bathycoccaceae. The transcript has a single exon. Gene Ontology annotation, biological process: proteolysis. The annotation marks the transcript as partial. The record is from RefSeq and is a predicted model, not a curated record.